Theileria annulata is the source of this 1548-nucleotide messenger RNA. RefSeq lists its product as uncharacterized. The transcript has a single exon. The record is from RefSeq and is a predicted model, not a curated record. NCBI's taxonomy places the organism in Eukaryota, Apicomplexa, Aconoidasida, Piroplasmida, Theileriidae. The coding region runs from base 1 to 1548 and encodes 515 amino acids.
AUGGAAACAAAAAGGGGAAAAGAGCAUAAUGCCCUAGUUCCAAAGUUUGGACUUUUACAUGGACCUUUGUCAAUUAUCUCCAGGCUACUAUAUGGGAAGUUCUCUAUUUUUGCCUUCAUUGUGGGUUUUGUGGCAUUCACAAUGCAUAUGCCCAUACAGUUAAUAUCCGUUAGUUCAAGGCACGUUGCAGUGGCCUUUAAUAUUCCCACAAAAACAACUGGGAUAUAUUUUACUAAGUUUUAUAGCCUAAGGGCUCUGGUGACUCUGAUAGCCUCCUCAAUUACCUAUUGCAUAAAGUGGUUUGUCCCUGAAGACAACAUAUUCUUAACGCUUUUAUUUUGUGUUAUGAUGGUCGUAUCCAGGCUACUCCUCUUAGUUUAUGUUUAUAUUUCUAACAAACCUGCACUUGAUAUUUAUAACUUUUUCGUUUUUGAGGCUUUGUCACUCGGGAUGUUUCAAAUGACAUUUUAUACCCUAACCCCGGAAUAUGUAUCACUAUUGUCAGUAGCCUUCAAACUUUCAAGAAUUUCAUUGUUUUUUCUCCAAAUGAUCAUGGACAGGUUCAUUUAUGAUAAACCACUUUUAAUGGUGAAGAUACACUUUUGGAUUAUCUUCGUCUUCAGUUUCCUUUCCACAGUGUUUUGGUUCUACUACUCAAUAGUUAAAGUCAAAAGUGACCUUCAACAACAAGAGCAAAUGUGUGAAGAUAAAGAUGAUAAAGAUGAUAAAAUAGAAAGAUUGGACGUUUUGGAAAAAGAGGAAACUGAAAAUCUAGGUGAGACUAGUGUUAGGAACAGAUUUACUGUUAAGGAAAUGGUAAAAUUUAAAUAUUCAAGAGAUCCGGAUCCUGAGAAAUUAAGGCUUUCAGAACCUAGCUUUUUUAGACACAUGAUCAAUUGCCUUUCUCCGUUCAUGAUGUGUCUGGUAACUCUAGUCAUGAAGAACAUUUUAUAUCCUGGUAUAUUGCCAUAUUCUCUGCUGGAAAGGGAUAAAUGCCACACAAUCAACAUGUAUAGAACUCCUGUAGGACUGGUUGGUACACUAAUUGUCCACCUAGUUAGGUUAUAUUGCGACUCUAUUAACGUGAAAUGGAAAUGGUACUGGCAUUUCAUUUGGGUUCUAGCCAUUCCCCCUGCCUUUAUAUUCUAUCUUUGUUUUGCCGCUUUACACACACAAGGAUCCUUGUCUGAGAAGAUCAUCGACUCUGAAGGUACAGUGCUAGCAAUGUCUACCUUUUUCUUCCUAUGUCACACUAUUGUCGAGACUGCUGGGUACUUGGGUGUAGUUUCAAACGUCAAAUAUUGCGGAAGGUUCUUCGAUAGGGGACUCAAGGUCAUAGCAACCAACCAGCUUUCAGGAAUAAUAUUGUCCUUUGUUUUUUACAAGUUCGCAGUGGGAUAUAACGUAACUAGAAAUGUAACAAACCUAUACCCUCCAAAAGAUGCUCGCUCCAUAUACAAGUUGUGGUACUGGAUUUCCAACUCAGUAAUGGUCGGGCUCAUGGACUUUGUUAAAGAUUUCAAAAUGAAUAUCAUGGAUUACAUUUAG